Molecule: messenger RNA, 1479 nt
Organism: Cokeromyces recurvatus
Lineage: Eukaryota; Fungi; Mucoromycota; Mucoromycetes; Mucorales; Mucoraceae
Exons: 1
Coding region: 76-1338 (420 amino acids)
Biological process (GO): positive regulation of triglyceride storage; lipid storage
Cellular component (GO): cytosol; lipid droplet
Source: RefSeq, a predicted model, not a curated record
AUUUUAUUUGUUUUGAUUUCUUUACUUUUCUCCUUCUUCUUUCCUUCUUCAUCUCUCUUUUUUUUUUUUUAAACAAUGAAAGAAAAUAAUAUCGAAAUUCAGAAUAAUAUGACAGAAGAUGAAGGCUUAUCAGAUACGCCCACAAUUAAAUCUUCUUCUUUGGAGGAAGAAGAAAGAGUAAGUAAAAAUUUCGUUUCACGUGUUAGUUCUAUCCCUAUCGUACAAGAUGGCUUUUCAACAGCACAAAAUAUGGUCAACAAGACAAGUCUAGGUAGAUUCGCUCUUUCUACAGCUAAUUCAAUUACAAAAUAUACAAUACAAGGGAAUCAUCAAUAUCUUCAAACUUAUUAUGAAAAUUAUAUUCUACCUCAUGUUGAAAAGGCAGAUGCGUUUGGAUGUCGUUCUUUAGAUGUUAUUCAAAAUAAGUUUCCUGUUGUCAACCAGCCUACUUCAGAGAUUAUUAAAGUAGUUUCAACUCCUCAUAUUGUAGAUGGUAUGAAGAUAAAACUGGAUUCUUCUUUUAAAGAACAUGCUAGUCAAGUGCUCAAAAAAGCCAAUCAACAAUUUGGAAAUAUGGUUGAUAAUGUAGAAGCUACUAUUGAACACUAUUUUCCUACUACUACUAAUGAUGAACAACAACAACAACAACAAGAUUUAAAAGCGGCGGUAGAUGAAAAUCGUGAAAUGAACUCAGCAGUACGCAUCCUUUCUCUACUAAGUCAUGUUUCGAUUCGUUUAAGUAGGCAUGUAUCAGACCAACUUAAGAAUUCCGCUUCCUACAUUCCUCUUAUUAUGAUUACACGUGAUGAAUUAGCUCGUAUCACAGAAACAUCGGCAUUGAUUCAAAAGACGACAUCUAACAUUCAAUUGUUACAAGAGGCUUUGGUGCAAUCUAUUACGCUUUAUGCUCAAAUAGCUCAAAGACAUCUUCCAACCACGGUUACAGAUCAACUUCAAUCACUUCAGAAUAUAACUCAGGAGAGACUUCAGGUUUUAACUCAACAAGUCUCUCAUCAACUUCAACAAGUGGUUGACUUUGUUAAACUUCAAUCGAAUGAAACCCCUGAAUGGUUAAAGAUGCAGGUUCAUUCCUUUAUUCAGGUCACGAAUAAACAUAUUGAAUUGGUUCGUACUGAAUUUGCUCGCAAAGAUGUUUCAUCCUUUGAAAAGACAAAGAAUGUAGUUCAAGCUCUUCAGAAUCAAGUCUUACCUCUUCUUCAACAUAUUCAAUCUCAGUUGAAUCAUUAUUCGGAUAGAGUUCGUCAAAAAGCUAAUUUGAAAUUUCCUUUGGAAUACCUUGGUUUAGCUCAUGCUUCUACUAAACUGGCUUCCACUUAAUAACAAACAUGUAUUACUAUCUAUUUUUUUAUAUUUAUGGGUCUACUAUAUCAUAUAUUAAACAUUAAUAGUAUUUAUUAAUAUAUAUACAUAUUUAUAUUUAUAUAUAAAUAAAUAAAUAAAUAAAUAUUUUGCUCUAAA